This is a messenger RNA of Erigeron canadensis, 1110 nucleotides long. Its product is annotated as chromatin remodeling protein EBS. The transcript has 5 exons. NCBI's taxonomy places the organism in Eukaryota, Viridiplantae, Streptophyta, Magnoliopsida, Asterales, Asteraceae. Gene Ontology annotation, molecular function: chromatin binding. The record is from RefSeq and is a predicted model, not a curated record. The coding region runs from base 185 to 835 and encodes 216 amino acids.
CCCCCCCACCCACACCAGACCAGACCAAAACCUCUCUCACUACUCUUCACUACUUACUUUCAUAUAAACAUUUCAUUUUACCUAAAACCUAGGGUUUCUGUUUUUCCCCCCUUUCUUGUCUCAAACCCACCACUUAUAAUUCAUUUCUUAAUUUCAAGAUCCCCUUUCAUUUUGCUUCAAUUCAAUGGCUAAGACUAAACCUGGUAAAAAAGAUGUUGAUUCUUACACUAUCAAAGGCACCAACAAAAUUGUCAGAGCGGGUGAUUGUGUGUUAAUGAGGCCAAUUGAUUCGGAUACGCCUCCAUACGUGGCUAGAGUAGAGAAGCUGGAGGCGGAUCAUCGGAAUAGUGUGAAGGUUAAGGUGCGUUGGUAUUACCGGCCAGAAGAGUCCAUGGGAGGUAGGCGGCCGUUUCAUGGUGUUAAGGAGUUGUUUUUGUCGGAUCAUUAUGAUUUCCAGAGUGCUCAUACGAUCGAAGGCAAGUGUAUUGUUCAUUCGUUUAAGAACUAUACGAAGCUUGACAAUGUUGGCACCGAGGAUUAUUUCUGUCGCUUUGAAUACAAGGCUGCUACGGGUGCUUUUACCCCUGAUCGUGUUGCUGUGUACUGCAAGUGUGAGAUGCCCUACAAUCCCGAUGAUUUGAUGGUGCAAUGUGAAGAAUGCAAGGACUGGUUCCAUCCAUCUUGUAUGGGCAUGGGAAUCGAAGAUGCAAAGAAAUUGGAACAGUUUAUGUGCUCUGACUGCUCCGCUGAUGAUGACGGAAAAGGAGCGUUGAACUCGAUCCAUGUAGCACCGUCUUCUGCAACUAAGCUGGAAUCAAAGCGUAGAAAGCGAUAACAAGUAAUCGAACGCUGAAGGAGGUAAUAACUCUGAGAAUUAGUUUCAGCUUCUUGUUAUGUGAAAGUGUACAGCGCAGAGAACAGAGCAUGCUUUCACAAUCAAGGAGCUUCUUGUUUAAAGUUUGUGUGUGAUAUUUAUCUUUUCUUUUUCGUGAGUUACGUGUAGACUAGUGUGAGACAUUGGUCUCUUUCAUUUAAUUUAGUACAAUGCAAAACUCAGAGUAGAAGUAGAGAUAUCAAACUAAUUGAUUAUGCAUCGUUUCGGAUCUUCAA